ACCAUAUUUAAGCCAUCACUCGUCUCACUUUGAGCUCAUCAGAGCAGUCUAUCGCUUCUUUUCGGCUUAUGAGCAGAACGUAAGACUGAACCAUCCCAAUAUGCUUCGUUUCCCCAGCUUGAGACGGGGUCCCUUGGGCUCGGUCAGGUUUGCUAUGACUGCGGCUUCAUCGUCCCCUAAUCUCUCAUCACACAAGUACUCUGCCUUGGGUCUACAAGCGGCCGAACAAGUCAGCUCCAAAUGGAAAGGUACCACGGCGGAUGGUGGGACUACGAAGAACUAUAUUGGAGGGGAAUUCUUGGAUAGCAAGGCUGAUAAGUGGUUAGAAGUCAGAGAUCCCUCCACGCAAACUGUGGUGAACAGGGUGCCAGAGACAACAGAGCAUGAGUUCAACGCUGCUGUCGACGCAGCCUCUCAGGCUUUCGAAUCUUGGUCAACCUCCAGUAUACUCCGCCGUCAACGGGUCAUUCUAGAACUACAACACCUCAUACGACAACAUAUCCCCGACAUUGCCAAAUCUAUCGUCCUGGAACAAGGCAAAACCUUUGCCGAUGCCCAGGGUGAUGUGAGUCGAGGUUUACAGGUGGUAGAGACGGCUGCGGCGAUCACUUCGACUCUUCUAGGUGACAAGCUAGAGGUGUCCAAGGAUAUGGAUACGUAUUCUCGCAGAAUGCCUCUUGGGGUGUGUGCGGCCAUCACUCCGUUCAAUUUCCCAGCGAUGAUCGUACUUUGGUCCGCCGCUUUGGCGACCGUGACGGGAAACACCUUGAUUGUGAAGCCUUCUGAAAGAGACCCAGGGGCUACAAUGAUUAUCGCGGAGUUGUGCGAACGAGCUGGAAUGCCUCCAGGGGUCAUCAACGUUGUUCAUGGGUCAGCACCAACAGUGAAUCGAAUAUGCGAUCAUCCCAAAAUCAAAGCAAUCUCAUUUGUGGGAGGAGAUCGGGCUGGAAAGCAUAUCUACGACCGAGCUAGUCCUUUAGGCAAACGCGUACAAGCGAAUUUGGGAGCUAAGAACCACGCUGUUAUCAUGCCGGAUGCAAACAAGAACCUGACAUUGAACGCGAUCGCAGGUGCGGCAUUUGGAGCUGCCGGACAACGAUGUAUGGCUAUCUCUGUAGCUAUCUUUGUUGGCGCUGCGCAGCAAUGGAUUCCAGACCUCAUAGAACGUGCCAAAGAAUUGAAAGUGACCGGAGGUUUCGAGGAAGGUGCAGAUCUUGGUCCAGUGAUCUCAUACGAAGCAAAAGAGCGAAUUGAGCAGCUCAUAGACACCGUUCAACAAGAAGGGGGAAGGAUCCUUUUGGACGGUCGGGGUCGGGUUGUCCCAGAAUAUCCUGACGGGAACUUUGUCGGACCUACUGUGGUGGAAGUGACGACCGAUAUGUCGGCGUACAAGAAUGAGAUCUUCGGUCCGGUACUAUGUAUCGUACCUGCAGAGACUUUGGACGAAGCCAUAGAGAUCAUCAACGCGAACAAAUAUGGCAAUGGGGCUGCUCUUUUCACUAACAACGGCGCAGCUGCACGGCACUUUGAGUUGACGGCGGAGCCUGGUCAGAUCGGAAUCAAUGUGGCUGUCCCUGUACCUCUCCCCAUGUUCAACUGGUCCGGAAACAAAGGGUCUUUCCUUGGUGACAUACCUUUCUAUGGUCGGACCGGCUUGGACUUUUACACGCAGAGGAAGACCACAACUAGUCUGUGGCCAUCAGGGGAUGCCAUUGGAAACAAGGCAACGGUUGCCAUGCCUCAAAUCAACUGAUGUGAACCACGAGUAACUUAGAGUACCCGUGACGGGUACAAAUACGAUUUCACCAUGAUUGUAAAUCUUCAAACGAACGUUAAUCCUCAGUCAUUCCAUCAUCUAAACAUGUAACAACAAUGUAAAUAACGAUGAAUCUUUUAAUGACAAC
Molecule: messenger RNA, 1904 nt
Organism: Tremella mesenterica DSM 1558
Lineage: Eukaryota; Fungi; Basidiomycota; Tremellomycetes; Tremellales; Tremellaceae
Exons: 14
Coding region: 101-1753 (550 amino acids)
Biological process (GO): L-valine catabolic process; thymine catabolic process
Cellular component (GO): mitochondrion
Molecular function (GO): methylmalonate-semialdehyde dehydrogenase (acylating, NAD+) activity; malonate-semialdehyde dehydrogenase (acetylating, [NAD(P)+]) activity
Source: RefSeq, a predicted model, not a curated record